Messenger RNA from Oryza sativa Japonica Group (Japanese rice), 6436 nucleotides. RefSeq names its product L-type lectin-domain containing receptor kinase SIT1-like. Gene Ontology annotation, cellular component: plasma membrane. Gene Ontology annotation, biological process: defense response to oomycetes; protein phosphorylation; defense response to bacterium. Gene Ontology annotation, molecular function: carbohydrate binding; ATP binding; transmembrane receptor protein serine/threonine kinase activity. The record is from RefSeq and is a predicted model, not a curated record. Lineage: Eukaryota; Viridiplantae; Streptophyta; Magnoliopsida; Poales; Poaceae.
UCUGGAUUUGGGAACAAUGGGGAUAGGAUUCAGCACUCUGGUCAGUUCUAGGUUAAAGGUUGUGAUUUGGGGUAAGCCUGGUUAGCGAGCUUUAUGAAUCUAGUGAAACUAGUAUUACGCAUUGGGCUUUCUGGUCAAUUGCUUAGUUCAGAGACCCCAGCCGUAAGAGUAUUAAUUAUUUGUGUGUUGACGUUCCCUAUAUGUGAAUAUGCAUGUGAUUGCCAGGUUACCAAAUUACCAUUAAGAUUAGGUGUUCAUUUAGAGAAGCACAGAUACAGAAGCACAAGAGGUCUAAAACUUUAUUAAGUAAGGUACAACUCACAAGCAUCAUAUUGAUUGGCUAACUAGCCUGUCUUAGCUUAUCUUUGGGAUAUCAGGAUCAGGAACCUACAAUGAAGGUUCUAUUCCAAUUUCCAAACUUCCAAACAUCUCUCUCAAUGUUGAGCUGAUAUUGUUUGGAUUAUCAGGAUCUUCAGGAACCUACAAUGAAGGUCCCGUUCUGAUUUCCAAACUUCCAAACAUCUCUCUCAAUGUUGAGUUGAUAUUGUUUGGGUUUCAAUAAGUUGUCCUCCACAUGGACCACAUCUAAUUAUUUGGAAUAGCACAAGGCAGAUCUAAAUACCAGUACUAAUUAAAAACUCUAACUUUGUGCUCCAGUUUAUUUGGAAAAUCUCAAAGCAGAACCCUCGUACUUCCUAGAGUUCAGAUCUUGUCAAAAUUCAGAAAUUUCACAUUGCUCAAAGUAAAGGCACGAGUCACUGCACGCUUCCUGCAAAGCCAAUCUGACUGGCGCAUUUGCUCCUUCCUCUACUGAAAUUAAUCCAAUGCCAUAGUUCAUGUCAGUCUUCACGAAACCUGGAUUGACGCAGCAUACUUCCAGCGAUGGGUGCCUUUUAGCAAGGAGCCUACUGUAGGCAUUGACCAACGUUUUGGACACUGCAUAUGCUGAUACCACUGGUUGCCAGCCAUGUGCUUCUAGAUUUCCAUCCUUGAAAUCUUUCAAGAAAAUGCUGGCCACAUCCUUGAGCUUCUCAUCCGACAGGUUAUCAAUGUCACUUAGCACCUUUAUGACCCCCUCAUUCGAGAUGAACUGUGGAAAAGAAUCAAACAAUUCAACUCAUUGCAUGAUAAAGUUUCAUUGCAGAACAUGAUUUUGCAUAUUGCAAUUCAUCUGUUCAAAGGUUGUUUCUACCAAAAAUGGCUAAAUCACUUUAGCUUAUUAUUCUCCUGAUUAGGUGCCUUGUGAUAAUAUUUUUGGCAGAACUAGGUUAUCCCUGUUUUGUUGUUUUCAAACUACAUAUGCAGAUAUUCUCACGGUUAUGUUAUCAGAAGAAAAGUAAUUCGAUAUAAUUCUUUCAUGGAUAAGGUUACCUGGAGUUGUGAAAUUUUUGAGGUAAGAUUUAUCACUUUUCCUGAAUUGGAUAGAAGGAGGAGUGGCAUCAGGCAAUCUGUAACAUCCUUUGUGCCAUAGAAAUUUAUUUCCAGACAUUCCUUGGCCAUCUCAUAAUUUUGUUGCAAGCUUCCCAUAUAACUAUUCAGAAAACCCAUUAGAUCUUCCUAUACAGAGAUAGCAGUACAAAAUUUAUCUCAGUUAUAAUCAGUGGCUAUAUCAUAUUAUGUACACUAGUUAAAUACCCGUGCUUUGCUACGGAUAAAAAUAAAUUAUACAUGUGCUAACAUUGUUUGGAACAAGUUAAUUUAAGGUUUUUGGAACAAUAUCAUCCCUGAUUCCUUGUGGAUGUCUUUGCAUUGUAAACUUAAAUUCUAGAGAUGAAAUAAGAUAUUAACAAUAUGUAGAAGUACUGUUUUAUAAAAUUAAAGUACAUGAAAGAAUAGUUGGUAAAAAAUACAACAGAGUUGGUGGGUGGCAGAUUCACUGCCACCACCAUUUUCUUCUUUUAAAGGAGUAUAGAUUUUCAAAAUCUAAGAAACUUUCCAAAGGGUUGCUUUGGUGCUCUCUUGUUCAAAAGUGAAAAGAAAAUAGCUACUUGAAAACUUGCCUUGGGAUCCUGCUCUAAGAGUUCACGUAAUCUUUCAGGAUCGAUGGUUGUUCCUCCAAUGGCUGCAUUGUUCACCUGAGAAUUCCAAAAAUCUUGAGCAAAACUGAACUUAUCUGUAACUAAUAACUACGUACGUUCCGUUUGAAACCGCUGAACUGCAUAUAUCAGUCUACUCACCAAAAUGUUGAACUUUCCAAAUUUGGUCCUUAUAAACUCCACUAACAGCAUAAUGCUCGAUCGAUCAGUCACAUCCAAUUGAUGAAAGAUCACACCAGAAAGACCAGACUGCUCUAGUGCCUUGACAGCUUGAGAGCCCUUCUUUUCAUCCCUUGCAGUCAGCACGACAAGAAUGCCAUUACUCGCGAGUUGCCUGCAUAUCUCUAACCCCACUCCUCUGUUGCCUCCGGUGACCACUGCAACCCUGAGGUAACAUAUGCACGGCAGUCAAGUAUGCAUAUGCUUCAAGCAUUACUGAUUAAGCGAUUAGGAAUUUAUUGUGAGUAUGCUGUAUGCAACAAAAACUCGUUUUAUUUCAAUUUGAAUAGGUACAUAAAACUAGAUGUUACCUGGUUUCCAUCGCUACUGGUGAAACGUGCAGUGAACCGUGAACCCUGAUAAAUGUCUGACGAACUAUAAGAAGUGCCAUGCUGCACUAGGUUUCAGUAACUGAUUGGAUUACUAAAUUAUAAUUGUGUCACUUAGGCAUCAUCGAAUUCAUCGAAUCCUACUUUGUUUUGUAUCUCAUAUACGAAACUGCUUACCGGAGCAUCUCUUUGGGAAGUACCAAGGUUUUUGUUGGCUGUGUUGCUUCUAGAACUUCUUAUCUUGGAAUAGCCAUCUAAUGGAUAUUGUACCAAUUCAAAUCGUUCUGUUUUAUUUUAAUUAAUUUUACUAGCUUACCGCGACGAUUAAAAAGUCAUUAGUUUGUUUUUUUUCAAAAAUGUGUGUGUGUGUGUGUGUGUGUGUGUGUGUUUGUGAAUGGCAAUUAAAGAACAGGACAAGAAAGCUGUUGCCAACAAAUGUGUCAAUCAAAUAUUUGACCGAUGAUAAUAUAUUGGUUUGAAAUUUGUUAUUUUCAUAUCUCACAAAUGAAGACGAGUUUGGAUAAAAUUUUCUACAUGGUUGUGUAACAUCUUCUCAUCUACAUGUGGCUUUUUUUUUAAUUUUUCACCUAAAUUAGAGUAUAGACCAAAGCUCUAGAUAAAAUCACUGGAUUAAUUGAUUGCGUCGUACUAUCAUUGCAUGUGAUAAGCUGUACAGUGCCUAGCAGAAAAAUCUAUGUUGACCUCGCAAGCCAAAAUAUCCAUACUAUUCAGUAUAUUUCCUAAGUCCACUGGAAUCAAAUGUGAGUAUUCAAUAUCCUACACGCGUUUCUUGCUCUGGCCAAAAUUGGCACGCAAGUUUGACAAAAAGUCAAUCAUUAGUACUCCCGCAAAAAAAGAGUAUGUAAUUAUAUCUGAGAUUGAUGAGGUUUAACAUAAAGUAUACUAUUAAGGAUAAUAUCAAGUAGGGAUUGUUCUACCCGCAAAAAAAGAAAAGAAAAGUAGACUGUUCAACUGAACUUGAUCUUCCGGGAUUUAUCAUACAUCGAUAACUGUGAUUUUUUUAUGGCUCCAUGAAACCGUGAUCAUUCCUACAGUACAUUGUUCAGUUCAUCAGUGUAUAUUUAUGUAAUUAUUAGUUGUAGAUGACAGGUAUAGUACGUCAUUUUUGGCUGGUUCUUGACAAAAUGGUUGUACCAAAAUGAUGUAAUGUAAUUAAUUUGAGAAAUUUUGUCAUGACGCAGAAUACCACUACUCAACAGUACACAUUGAGAAUAUAGUACAAUACUCCGAAGUUUUAUAUUGAAGACUACGCGUGUUGAAAUAAAACAGUAUGUCUUCUAUCCUUUUUUUCUUUUUUGGAAAAUUGCAACCAAAUCAUCCUAAUGCGUCAUAUUUUCAACUAAAUCGUACUCGUCGAUCUUGACAUCUUCAGAUAAUACUGACAACCUAAAAGCUGUUUAAUUCUUAUUAGAAUGUAGAGAUUUAACAACAGAAGCAAGUUUGGCGCAAACGCCAUGCGGCGUCCCGAGCUAAUCAUGCGGUCCCUUCCUCUAAUUCUCUUCCUAAGCCUUGGGAGUUUCCACCUCGCCGCAGCCGCCGUUGAUGACCAGUUCACCUUCGACGGCUUCGCCGGCGUGAACCUCACACUCGACGGCACGGCCGUGGUCACGCCGGGCGGCCUCCUCAUGCUGACGAACGGCACGACUCUGCUGAAAGGCCACGCCUUCUACCCUUCUCCCCUGCGUUUCUUUCACGAGGCGACGAGCGGCGGCGGAUCCUCCACCGUGCGGUCCUUCUCGACGGCGUUCGUGUUCGGCAUCGUCAGCGAGUACGCCGACCUGAGCAGCCCCGGCCUGGCGUUCGUCGUCGCCAAGAGCCGCGACUUCUCGUCGGCGCUGCAGAGCCAGUACAUGGGCCUGGCCAACGCGCGCAACAACGGCAACGCCAGCAACCACUUCCUCGCCGUGGAGCUGGACACCAUCGUCAACGCCGAGUUCGGCGACAUGAGCGACAACCACGUCGGGAUCGACGUGGACGGCCUCGCGUCCGCCGCCGCCGACGACGCGGGCUACCACGACGACCGCACCGGCGCGUUCGUGAACAUGAGCCUGCUCAGCCGCGCGGCGGCGCGGGUGUGGGUGGACUUCGACGCGCGCACCUCGCUCGUCAACGUCACCAUGGCUCCCCUCGAGCUGCCCAAGCCGACGACGCCGCUGCUCUCCGCCGCCGUGAACCUCUCGGCCGUGAUCGAAGACGAAGCCUACGUCGGCUUCUCCUCGUCCACCGGCGUCGUCGCGAGCCGCCACUACGUGCUUGCCUGGAGCUUCAAGAUGGACGGGCCAGCACCAUCGCUAAACGUAUCAAAGCUGCCGGCGUUGCCUGUCACGAUCGCCAGGGCUCCGUCCAACGUUCUGAAGAUACUAUUGCCCAUAGCCUCGGCCGCACUGGUGUCGGCAUUGGCCAUUGCUGUUCUUGUGAUUCACCGGAGACGACGCAGGUAUGCGGAGCUUAAAGAGGAGUGGGAGGUUGCGUUUGGGCCACACCGGUUCUCAUACAAGGAUCUGUUCCGUGCCACGAAUGGUUUCUCCGAUGAGCGAUUGCUUGGCUUUGGAGGAUUUGGAAGGGUGUACAAGGGAGUACUACUGGUAUCCCGAGUGGAGAUUGCAGUGAAGAAGGUAUCUCACGAGUCGAGGCAGGGAAUGAAGGAGUUCAUUGCCGAGGUGGUUAGCAUUGGUCAACUUCGACACCGGAACCUUGUGCAGUUGCUUGGAUAUUGUCGGCAGAAGGGUGAGCUACUGUUAGUCUAUGAUUAUAUGCCAAAUGGUAGUCUUGAUAAGUAUCUGUAUGCUGAGAACAGCAAAAUCUUGAGUUGGGCUCAAAGGUUUAGAAUCAUCAAAGGCAUCGCAUCGAGCAUAUUGUAUCUCCAUGAGGAUUGGGAACAAGUCGUUCUGCAUCGAGACAUCAAGGCAAGCAACGUAUUGUUGGACGCCGAAAUGAACUGUCGGCUAGGUGACUUUGGCCUUGCAAGGUUAUAUGAUCGUGGCACCGACCCACACACCACACACGUGGUUGGCACAAUAGGGUACCUAGCCCCCGAGCUAGGGCACACCGGCAGGCCAUCGAAGGCGUCCGACAUCUUCGCCUUCGGUGUGUUCAUGCUAGAGGUUACCUGCGGACGGCGGCCUGUCUUGCAAGACACGAACGGCGGUCAACUCUUGUUGGUGGACAUGGUGCUGGAGCAUUGGCGGCAAGGGACGGUCACUGACGCUGUGGACCCACGGCUGCAAGGCGACUUUGCCGUGGAAGAAGCAAGCCUGGUGCUGAAACUAUGCUUGCUUUGUUCACAUCCUCUGCCCAGUGCUCGUCCGGGCAUACGGCAAGUCGUGCAGUUGCUAGACGGUGCCAUGCCACUCCCAGAGCUAUCACAAGCUCACCUAAGCUGUAACAUGCUGGCCUUGAUGCAAAAUCAGAUGGGCAACUCAUGCUCUGUUGCGUCGUCGGUAGCUGGUAAUAUCUCUGACAUUCCUCGAGCGAGAUGACCACAAGGUUUUAGUCUCUUCGCUAUAGGAUUUGACCAUAGUGAUAGAUUACUCGGUGAAAAGGAAAUAUCGUAGAUUACUCUGAUGCAAUUUACCAUGCAAAAGUUUAGGUAAGACUUGGGAGAUGAUUCUAAUCUCUCGUGUGGACGUUCACUUGUUUAUCACAUGUCAACUAAAUGAUUGUGAAUUUUCAAACAUAUAUGUAGGCAGAGUCCAUAUUAGUAGUUAUUUAUUGUUUGCUUAUCAAGGUAGUGUUUAUUUAAAAGAGACUUAUCUCCAGUUCAAAGAUAGUGUUCGUCCAACUAUGUACUGUAUUAUUAAAUGCAUCUCUCGGAUUCGAUUAUAAAUACGA